Messenger RNA from Paramormyrops kingsleyae, 1670 nucleotides. Lineage: Eukaryota; Metazoa; Chordata; Actinopteri; Osteoglossiformes; Mormyridae. The record is from RefSeq and is a predicted model, not a curated record.
GCCAGAAACAGCCCCUCGGCUGCAGCUACCGGCACUUGUGCAGCCACUGCCGCUAUUGAGAUUACGUGAAUGCGCCCGAUUAUAUGCGUUUUUUUUUUGCUGAUUUCUUCGUCGGCGCCUCUCCAGCCGGUGCCUCUGUGUCACCUGUCUGUACUUAGAUAAGCGCAUCCGUUCAGGAAAUCCGCUGGAGAGCAGAAGAUGACAUUUGGAAGAAUUUAUAUAUCAACGACGACCUGUCAUUAGGUAUUUGCCGUUUUAUAUUACAGAGCUGUGACCGAUUCUUACGUGCUGCAUUGAACUAUGUUUCAUCUGGAGAGCAAAAAUCGACAAUUUUGCCUGACGCCUUUGCUUAACUUGUUAGACUGUUUCAUAAACAUAUUUUUAAAUUAGUAUUUUUCCAGUGAUUAAAGUAUUCUAGUUGAAAUAGUUGCGCCUUCUUUAUUUCUAUAAAAAUAUUUUGUACGGAAGAAUUUCUGGACUCUAUAUAUUAGUUGCGUUUAUUUUGCGGGUCUGUGCUUCACUAAAUAAGGUUAUUACAAUUUAUUCCGUUGGUCUCCCCUACCGGCUUUCUAAGAAAUAGGAGAAUAACAAGUCUUCACUUAAGAGGUGCCGAUGCACCUCCUCCAAUGGGGACUUCUGAAGGAUCUGGACACUGAAGUCAUUACAGGUUGCGAGAGGUUCAUUUUAAGAAAAAAGGAAGAGUACCACAGCCGCUACAGCCCCGACAACCGUGGAAAAAAAGUUGAAGAUCAUGCAAUUUCUUGCUGAAGUCCAUUGGAGUCUUGUGUCGGGAGGCAGCGGAGCAGGCAGGCGGGGGCAUCUGUAAUUCGCGCCCAGUUUUAUUAUUUUGAUUAUUAUUAUUUUUUUAUAUAAAUCCCCACACCCUGGAAUGAAGCACAGCGACAAUGUGUGACAGAGGUGUCCAGAUACUGAUUACCACGGUGGGCGCAUUCGCCGCUUUCAGCCUAAUGACAAUAGCAGUGGGCACAGACUACUGGUUAUAUUCCAGGGGCGUGUGUCGGAUUAAAGCGCCGGGCGACAACGAGACCAACCGGAAGAAUGAAGAAGUGUUGACCCACUCGGGGCUGUGGAGGACCUGCUGCCUGGAAGGAGCGUUCCGAGGCAUCUGUAAGAGGAUCGACCACUUUCCGGAGGAUGCCGAAUUUGACAGGGCGGAUUACAUACUGCGGCUCAGCAACAUCAUCGGGAUCAUCGUGUACAUUUCGGCCAACUCGGGGGACCCCAGCCAGAGCGACUCGAAGAAGACCUACUCCUACGGUUGGAGCUUUUACUUCGGCGCGCUGUCCUUCAUCGUGGCUGAGACCGUGGGCGUGCUGGCCGUGCACAUGUUCAUUGAGCGGCACCGGCAGCUGCGUGCUCAGUCGCGCGCCGAGCUUCUAAAGAAGCCUCCCUCCGGGCAGUCGGGGGGUCGCCACCGACGCCGCUUCCGCCGCCGGUCCAGCUGCCGCUCGGCGGAGGCCGGCUCCCGCGAUGCCUCCCCCACACGGGGCUACGCCGGGCCGGCCGACGCCGACAUCUCCAUGUACACGCUGCCCCGGGAACCCGGCAAGGCCGACGCGGACAGGGAGUUCCUGCAGGCCCACAGCACAGGCCAGAAGGACUACCAGGACACCCUGCAGCGAGAAAACCGCCGGACCACCCCCGUGUGA